CUUGGGAGUUGUAGUUUUUUACACGACGCUUUCUUUUUGCCCGUUUUGCUCAAGGUUUGUGGAGCUCGCGUAAGGUACACUGCUCUCUGCAGAGAAUUACAUCACACAGACAUGAAAAUAGACGUCAGCACUGUUUGAAUUUAUGGGAACAUGUCCAAGAAAAAAGGCAGGAAACGCAGCAGUGGGGAGCUGGGCGAUACCUUGACUCCUGACCCCAACAACAUGGUGGGCAUGCGGAUCCAGCACAGCUGGCGGGAGAAGGGCGCUCUCACCAAGUGGAAGGGCACCGUCCUCGACCGCUUGACCGUCAACAACUCGCUCUUCAUGGUCAAGUACGACGGCUUCGAUUGCGUCUACGGCAUCGAGCUCUUCAAGGAUGCUCGGGUCUCCAACCUGCAGGUCCUCACUGAGAAAGUCGUGAACAAUAAGAUCAAGGUCCCUCACGAUGCAGAGGAGCUAGUGGGCAAAGCGGUGGAACACCUAUUUGAGAAGGAAGAUGGAGAAAAGAAUGAAUGGAGGGGAAUGGUGCUCUCUCGGGCUCCCAUCAUGACCAACUGGUACUACAUCACCUAUGAGAAGGACCCUGUCCUCUACAUGUACCAGCUCUGGGACGACUACAAGGAUGGAGACCUGCGUAUUUUACCCGAAGCAGAGAACAAGCACUUACUCCCAGCUGACAGGAAGCCAGGGGAGGAGAUAGAGAGCCUUGUGGGUAAGCAGGUAGAGUACGUUACUGACAAGGGCGUGAAGAGAACCGGCUUAGUCAUCUACCAGGUUCCUGCCAAGCCGUCUGUCUACUACAUCAAAUACGACGAUGACUUUCAUAUCCAUGUCUAUGACCUGGUCAAGACGACCUAAAAGGACCCAGCCUUUUGUCCUUUUUGCUUGCUGAUCAUUACUGGCCAUUUUAAUGUCCCAUUGCAUUCUGGGAAAGAGACGGUGGUAUACUAGGCUAUUGUUAAACCCACAAUUCGUCCAGAAGAAUCAGUUUAUAAAGGGUCUUUUUGUCCGCAGCAUUCACUUUGGGUGUCGUUCUGUAGACAACCAAAGAGGGUUGAGGGUGCUUCCUUACAGUGAUGGAAGGGUUUUCCCAAAUGAACAAAGCGCAACAGCAACGAAGACACAUAGAUGUUUGUGAGUUUUGCUAGAUUGUCAGAUAUGGAGCAUCCUGUAUGAAAUACCUUAGGCUGUUAAGGUCAUAAGCAAGCUAUAUUUAUUUUCUAAAUAUUUUUCAUUCUGUCAUACAUUCUUAUUUCAAGAGGGUAGCUUUGCAAGUUAUUUGACAUUUUUUAAAAUGACUUUCUGAGCUGAGAAUAACAUAUCAUUUCAGGAGUUUUAAAUUUACGGUUUUAAUAAUGUGAAGGAACAGAAUGCCUUGUUUAGGGCAGCAGUAUCUGUACUUUAAAUUUAAUGUGUUAAUGCAAUCAGUACUUUGAUGAUUCAGAGUCAGUGCACUGUAAUAUGAGAUUUUUUUGCUUUUAAGAAUGGUUGUCACAUAAAGCAUCAUUGAUUCAUUUGAAUGAAGAUUUAGGUAAAUGAGAAAAGUAAUCGAUAUAAAUUCUGAACAAAUAGUCUACGAAGUAGAUGUGAGGGAGUUGAAGGUGAUGCCAGAACUAACAUGAUCGGCCAGUUUAAUCGCAGAUUUUUGUGGUAAUUUGAAAAAUGCCAGAAAUCGAUAUUUUACUUUUUUCGGCGGUUCUGCAUUUGUUGUUAUUUUGGUUUCUAAUUUAAAAAUGUAUAUUUAGAUGGUUUAAUGUCACCUUGAAUGUAUUGUGUAGAUCGACGCUAUUCCGUGACUUUGAUAAUGUAUAUUUUUUGAACGUGCUGUGAGACAGCCAAGCCUUUCUGCACAGAGCCACCCAUUAAAUAUAUUGAAAGGAAUCAGAAUACAGUGAACACAGAAUUUAAUAAGUUUGUGAUUUGCAUUUUAAAUUGUGAUUCACGUGUAUUUAAGUUAUAUGGGUAUUCACCUAUAAGACCCUAGAGUGGCUAUAAGACGUUUUUUGCUUAUAAACCUGAAACAGAUUUUGAAAUGAGCUAUAAUAGACGACCAGUGGGGGAGUGUGCAGUCAUUGACCUUGGUGAUGGUCACAGUGAUCUAGUAAGAGUGAGUGAUGAAGUGUAAGGCGGUUUGGCCUUAACAUCUACUGCAUUGUGAUAAAUACUGUCUGUCCCAACACCAGCUCUAUGAGGAGUCCAGCAGGCUGGGCUUAAGCUCCCAAUCAGAGGGAGCCCUUGGUGAUCAUGUGACCAUGUCAUCUCCCUAUUUGGUGCACCGUCAGAGUUCUCUCUGCUUAAUGUAGCCACUGCCCCAUUGACAGAUCCAAUCUGCAGGGAGCUGAGUAUCGGUAGCCCUUACACCGCGGUGGCUUCUGGCCGUCUCAGCCAGGUUCCGCUCUGGCAUCCCUCUCGCCAUCCUGUAAAUGCAUAAACUGUUCAUUUGUGCAUAGCUCAUAAAGUGUCCAUUUUGUAAAUCACAUGAAGCAGGCUGAGACGAUAACAGCUAAGUACAGCACAGUUUCCUUGUACAUACACAUCUGUCACAAACAGGCAUAAUUAAUGUCCUCUGGGACGAAAAUAAUAUUACUUGUGAUAUUAAACCAUACAGCUAUAUAUAUAUUUAAUUUAUGCAUUAUAUGAAUUGUAUGUAUCCAUCCAAAUUUAAAAACUCCCAUUUUGGGCAAUUAGCAUGAAUUCAUCUCUGACCACGAUACCCACAGGCAUUUUCGCCUGGUUUUACUCACCGGUAAUGAAUUAGGAUAAUGCACUCUGCUAACGUUCGGUCAUAUUAUCCCAUGGGUAGUUUGUAUACUUGUCAGUAGGGAAAUUAAGCAGCACUCUGUCACCUUACUCCAUCAACUUGUGUAAAGAAAAAAAAGUUUUGCAUGAUAAUUUACACUCUUGCAUUAUUCCCAUUGUGAAUACCAAACUGUCCAUUAAAUGAUGCAAUUAGGUCCUCGGUGUUUGGUUGUAAUCUGUCCUUGUGCUUUUGAUUUAAUGUACUUGUAAAUGCUCCCUAGAAAUACCCUUCAAAUGACGUGUUCAAUCAGGCUGAUUUGAUCGAUAGCGGUGCCCCUUUUCUCUCCUUUAUGUGCGAGGAAACACACAUGCUGUCUUUUCACAGGUUGAUGACUGUUACUGUCAUUUCAAUAAAUCUUUUGUUACUAAAUGAUUAACUACUGGUGUGUGGGAAUGUCAGUAACGGAAAAUAAGUCAAAAAUAUGACAACACACAAGAACCAGACAAUAUAUACAAAACAUUCGCCGAUUCUUAAGGCAUGUCACAGCACUGUCUGCUACAAUUUAUUUCAAGCAGAGUAUAUUUAAUAAACAUAAUUACAGUAUCUUGCCUGAUAUAAUCAUUUCUUCAGAAAAUUUUACCUAUGUAAUUUUUACUAAAAACAGAAAAAAAAAACAUUUUUUGUACAUAUCUAUGUACAUUCUUGUAAAUGAAUAUUGAACUUGCGUUCAAUUUUUCACUGCUGUUGUUUCCAAAUUAGUUGAAAAUUUCAGUAAAUAAAACAAUGGGAUGCUGUUAGAAAAUAUAACCUGUCCAUAGAAGCUAAGCUGCAAUGGGAUUCUAGAAUGUGUUGCAAGGGACAUUUUGGGUGCUGGUUUGCAUUAUUGCUAUUGACAUUAAGGACACUGUUGUGUACGUCGCCGUUGCUGUUUAGCACUUCUGAAAGACUAGAACGGUUAAACGCAGAAAUGCUACAAAGUAGCAUUAGCUCUGUAGAUAAAAGUCUGCAUUUACAGGUCUGGUAAAAUGGCGCAGCUUCUUUUAUCCAUUCAACAAAGCAGCACAAAGUCAAUGCUAUUUGGAGGUAUAUUUGUUUGUAAAUUGUCCAUCUGUGUCAUUUGCACAAUAAUAUUCUUAAUCCUGGAUUGCAGGGCUUCUGAAAUCUAUGAUUUUAUAUGAGUGUUGGAGUAAGAACACCCUUCGGACACUGAUGGGUACGUAUGUACCAGCGCUUCGGACCGAAGAACCUCAUGGUCAAGACCAAUUAUGAACAAAUCGUGUUUUCUGGUAUUUAUGGGUAUCUAAUCCUUGCUUGUGCUAGUUCCUUUGUAACGUGUGGUUUUGUGCACUCUCCAACCUCGCUGGAAGGCUGCUUCGCUUCAACCUUCCCUCGCUGUACUUGUUAUCACUGCUGUUAACCAAAGCUUUGCUAAGUAGUGUUGAACUCAUCAUCCCGUUUGUGUAAUGAUACUAUGGUUAAUAAAGAGAUAUUUUUUGCA
Molecule: messenger RNA, 4238 nt
Organism: Paramormyrops kingsleyae
Lineage: Eukaryota; Metazoa; Chordata; Actinopteri; Osteoglossiformes; Mormyridae
Product: spindlin-W
Biological process (GO): gamete generation
Source: RefSeq, a predicted model, not a curated record